Symbiodinium sp. CCMP2456 is the source of this 780-nucleotide messenger RNA. NCBI's taxonomy places the organism in Eukaryota, Dinophyceae, Suessiales, Symbiodiniaceae. The record is from the annotation of a GenBank genome assembly.
AUGAGUAUGACCUCGUCAUUCGCAGGAACUACACUUCUCAAACACAAGGAAGAGCCGCAGAUGCUGCAGAAGUCCUCGACCGUCCUGCUGAUAGAUCCCGUUGGCGGCCAGACCACAGAUGAUGUGAAGCAUCGGACACAAGGAUGCACGAUGGUGUUCAUUUCCUUGCGCAUGAAGCCCUACCACAGCGCCUUCAGUCAGUCUGCGGAACAUGCGAAGCGCCUGUACCAGCCAAUCUGGUCAAAAAACGAACUUGAGUCGCAGCGAGUGACUCUGUUCAAAGGUCAGAGCAAGGAAAGUGUGCAGAAUGCCCAUGAUCUUCUUGGUGGAAGUGUGCGAUGGUUGAGGCGCUUUUUCCAGCUUGUAGGAGAGGGCAAGACGCCAGAUGAAGCCGCCCGAGAGCUGAUACGUGAGUGCAUCCAGCACUUGGACACAUUUGAAUCGUUGGAGAGGUUGGUGCGAUCUCUUCCCAGUGGCAAGGCAGAUACGAAGGAGAGCUUGGCAAGUUCUAUAAUGCAAAUUGAUGCAGACCACUCUGACAGUUUCAGCACGCCCAGGGUGCAACUUAUCGAUUCGGAGGCUGCCAGGGAAGAAAUCUGCAACAAACUCCAGAUCACAAGUGCAGAAGACCAACGCCGUUUCGUCGACAAGUUUCUUCACAUGCAUGAAAGAGCUGAGCAUCUUGGUCGGAAAUGUCUUUCAGCGCCUGGUGAUGGGGCGCUUGACAAUGGAUGGAGAGAAACCAUUGAAGCUUCAAUGCAGACCCCUAGCUUCGACUAA